AAAAGGGAGGGGACAAGAGAAAAUGAGAGGGAAGUAGUGAUAACUCACUUAGCAAACAAGGCAACGGUCCUGAUAAGAAACAUAUUCAUCUGUUUCCACCAUAAACAACCCAGCGUUCAUCCAUUGCUAUCUCCAGAUCACACUAAAGAUGACGACACCAAGUGUACCAAUGAAUGGAUCUCUUCUUAAUGUGUCCGCUACCAACAGCACUUUCAUCCCUAAACCGUUUAACGGGUUAGGGAUGUCUUUAUUCACCAUGCUAUUUGGAGCCGUCUCCAACCUCACCGCUCUGGGAAUACUGGCUCGGUCCCGCUCCAGGUUCCGUCGCCAAUCAAAGAAAUCAUUUCUGCUACUAACAGUGGCUUUACUUGUGGCUGACCUGUUGGGACAUGUGAUUUUAGGUGCAUUUGCACUGCAUGUGCAUUUGAACCCUGGGGUCUUAGAGUCUGGAGAAAAUUUCUGUGAUGUCUUUGGAGCAAGUAUGGUGUUUUUUGGUUUGUGUUCUUUGUUUUUUGGUUUUGCAAUGGCAGUGGAACGCUGUGUUGCAAUCACACAACCAUUUUUUCAUGCUUCUAUGGUUACAGCUGCUCAUGCAAAGUCAGUGGUGCUACUUUUGUCAACAUUUGCACUACUGCUGGCUCUGUCACCUUUUUUUUCAAGGGGAAGCUACUUUCUCCAGUUUCCCAAAACAUGGUGUUUCUUUCCGAUUGAAAGGUCUACUGAUUACACAACCCUAGUUUUGGUCUUCUCUUCUCUGGGUCUCUUUGCUCUGUUUUUUUCCCUGUUCUGCAACAUUGUCAGUGGACUGGCACUGCUGCAUGCAAGAAUAAAGUCAAGAAAAGGAAAUACAACACCUUCAGGUAGCAGUGGUCGUCGUGCAUCAACAGCAUCGUCUACCUCCUGGUUUUGCACACUGGAUGUGGAGAUGAUGGUGCAACUCGCAGCAGUCACUGUGGUGUCUUGUGUCUGCUGGGGCCCCUUUCUGAUCCACAUUUUCAUCAAGCAGUUUAAGAUGUAUACUGAACCAGAUAAGCUUGUUUUAAUUGGUUUGCGCAUGGCUGCCUGGAAUCAGAUUUUAGACCCCUGGGUUUAUAUCUUACUUCGGAGGAAAAUGCUGACGAGACUUUGCUGUGCUCACUACUAUCAAGGCAUACCAACAUCCAACAACUCCUUGUCAGAGACCCGCAGAAAUACAAUUAAUCUUCAAUGACCCUCAUCCCCUGACCUCUUUCAUUUGGGACUGGCAUCUUUAGUUAUUUGCUUUGCUUUUCACCCUGAUUCAGAUUUUUUUUUUUUUUUUUU
Poecilia latipinna (sailfin molly) is the source of this 1302-nucleotide messenger RNA. RefSeq names its product prostaglandin E receptor 1c (subtype EP1) (gene ptger1c). Gene Ontology annotation, molecular function: prostaglandin E receptor activity. The transcript is spliced from 3 exons. Gene Ontology annotation, cellular component: plasma membrane. Lineage: Eukaryota; Metazoa; Chordata; Actinopteri; Cyprinodontiformes; Poeciliidae. Gene Ontology annotation, biological process: inflammatory response; adenylate cyclase-activating G protein-coupled receptor signaling pathway; positive regulation of cytosolic calcium ion concentration. The record is from RefSeq and is a predicted model, not a curated record. Bases 149 to 1210 code for a protein of 353 amino acids.